AAAGUUCGUUUUCAUUUUUCACCAGUUCUUUUUUACUUAUUAUAUAUCGUCUCAAAAUUACCUACAUUUUAGUGUCGUUUAUUUCUGGACCUGGUUCUACAAAUAUAUGUAAUCAGGUUAUUCAACUGAUGGGCGCAAACUUUCACACCUUUUACAAAUCCUGUGUGAAGGAGAUGAGGGAUUUGAAUCGGCUAUCCUCCUACCGACUGGAGGCGAAUGAACCAUUUUACGAAGUCGAUGAAUUGCUAUAUUUGGAAAGGCACGCCCAAUUGGUGUAUGAUCUCAAAGAACCUUAUUUAAGCUGUGAAUACAAUGGAUUUAUUCAAAUGGAACAAUUGCCUGAUCAACAGCCGGACGGACGCAACUGACAAUGCGCAAACAAUUGCGGUUAAAGUCCACACUUUUUAAAUGCAAGCUUGUUUAAUUAUUACACGUGCAUAUUCCUUACACUAAUGAAUUAUUAAUAAAUAUUAUAAUCCUGUUCCCAUAGAUUAACUAAAUAUAUU
This is a messenger RNA of Dicrocoelium dendriticum, 506 nucleotides long. NCBI's taxonomy places the organism in Eukaryota, Metazoa, Platyhelminthes, Trematoda, Plagiorchiida, Dicrocoeliidae. The record is from the annotation of a GenBank genome assembly.